Aedes albopictus (Asian tiger mosquito) is the source of this 5352-nucleotide messenger RNA. RefSeq lists its product as uncharacterized. NCBI's taxonomy places the organism in Eukaryota, Metazoa, Arthropoda, Insecta, Diptera, Culicidae. Gene Ontology annotation, biological process: DNA integration. The coding region runs from base 1 to 5352 and encodes 1783 amino acids. The record is from RefSeq and is a predicted model, not a curated record. The transcript has a single exon. Gene Ontology annotation, molecular function: nucleic acid binding.
AUGGCCACCAAGAAGUUAAAGGACAAAAAGCUUAAAGAAAAGCUAGUCGCGCGGCGUUCGUUAGUGUCGUCACUCGAAACGGUCGAGGCGUUCGUCGAGAAUUACGAAGAGGACCGUGAUUUUCAGCAAGUGGCCGUGUGGUUGGACCUGCUAGACCAAUUGUUUCGCGAUCACGUGAAGGUCCAGGCGGACCUCGAAAAGCUCGACAGCGGAGACGCCCCGUUAGUGAAACACCUCCAAGAACGCAGGGAGUUCGAAUCGCGAUUUUGUGCUGCCAAAGGCUGGUUGCUUAAUAGGAGAGUGGCCGACCUGAACGCCACGAUCAACGCUCCAGGCACUGCUCCCCCACCGUCAACCAACUUCCAUUUGCGGCUGCCGAAGAUAGAUCUGCCAAAGUUUGACGGCGAUUAUUCUCGGUGGCUGGGAUUUCGUGAUACCUUCAAGUCCAUGGUGCACGAUGCCCAUGAUAUUCCGCUGGUUGCCAAGCUGCAAUUCUUGCUCCAGUCUUUAGAAGGUGAUGCGCGAAAACCUUUCGAAACGGUGGACAUUGUGGGAGCCAAUUACGUCACCACCUGGGAGGCCCUCCUCAAGCGCUACGAUAACAAGCGCUUUCUGAAGAAGCAGCUGUACCGGACCUUGCACGACCUCCCACCAAUCCGGAAAGAAUCAGCACAGGAUCUCCACAACCUUGUUGACGAGUUUCAACGCCACGUCAAGGCGUUGGGAAAACUGGGUGAAGCCGUGGAAACCUGGGAUACCCCGCUGGUGUGUAUGCUUCCCUACAAGAUCGACCCAGCUACCCUUCGUGCGUGGGAAGAGCAUGCUGCAACAUCAGACGACGUUGGGUAUGAGGCAUGCAUCGAGUUCCUGUAUCAAAGGGUGCGGAUUUUGCAGACCGUUUCCUCGGAAAUUCAACAUCGGUCACAAAGUGGACCGGUCAAGGUGGCCGGUUCACAAUCCUUCUCCAAGAAACCCUCCCCUAGCAAAGCGGUUGCGAAUACCGCUUCUACAACGAGCUCUCGGCCAACACCUCCUUCGUGCAUUGCGUGCUCGGAGAAACACCUGUUGUUCCAAUGUCCGUCGUUCCAAGGAAUGGCCGUCGGACAGCGUCGAGAACUCAUCUCCCAGAAGCGGCUUUGUUGGAAUUGCUUCAAAUCCUCCCACGUCGCACGGAAUUGCGACUCGAAGCAUACCUGCCGGCAUUGCCAUGAGCGGCACCACUCGUUGUUGCAUCAAGCACCGAAUCCAAGUAAGUCUACCUCCAAUCCUGUAGUUCAGCAUCCGAACCAGUCUGUGCCCCAGCAAGAAGCCUGCAACGGAUCGGACAUUCCUUUGGCUGAAGUUAGCGUUCCCGCUCAUCGAAGUGCUCCAAGUACUGUUUUCCUCGCCACGGUUGCACUCUGGAUCAAAGAUCGAUUCGGGAAACAUCACUCUGCCCGAGCAUUGAUCGACUCCGGGUCGCAGUCGAACUUCAUUUCGAAGAAACUUGCCCGUCGCCUUUGUCUGCGGCCAGAAAGAGUCAGCGUCCCUAUCACCGGCAUCGGUGAAGCAAUUGUGACGGUAAGCCAAUCCGUCGUCUCCACCAUCCUUUCCAAGAAUGACAAGUUUUCCGAUGAGCUGGAGUUCCUGGUUAUUCCGAAGCCCACCGCGGAGCUUCCCUCAACCAACGUCGACGUCUCCUCGUGGAACAUUCCCACGAACGUGGCCCUUGCCGACCCUACGUUCAACGUUUCGGGUCCCAUCGACUUGUUACUGGGCUCAGAACUGCUGCAUGAGUACCUGAAGUGCGGCAGAAUAUUCCUCGGCGAAGGCUCGCCGGUUCUGUUCGAGACUGUCUUUGGAUGGGCCGUCAUCGGUCGCUGGUACGGCUCAACUGUACCCUCAUCUCCAGUGUGUAACACCGCCGUUUCCCAACGUAGCCUAGAAUCAUUCCUAGAAAAGUUCUGGGAACUGGAAGCUGUAGAGCCAGGCCGGCUGUUUACAGCAGAAGAAGCUUCUUGUGAGGAGCUGUUUGAAUCCACCACCACACGCAACCCAGAUGGGCGAUACGUCGUCCGACUUCCAAGAACGGAUGAUUCAAGUGUUCGACUCGGCGAAUCUAGGGACAUUGCCGAAAAGCGACUGCUGAGUAUCGAGCGCCGAUUGCAGCGGGAUGAAACAACCAAGGCUGCGUACCACGAGUUCAUGGACGAGUAUUUGCGACUCGGCCACAUGCGGAGGAUUGCUGAUCCACCGAAUGACACCAUCGACCACUGCUACCUGCCGCACCAUGCGGUCUUCAAAACCUCCAGCACCACGACCAAAACCCGCGUCGUAUUCGAUGCGUCUUGCCGCACUGCAUCUGGUCAUUCGCUCAACGAUACUUUGCUUGUCGGGCCGGUGGUGCAAGAGGACCUCCUGUCCAUUGUCAUGCGUUUUCGGUCCAAACCGAUUGCGCUGGUGGCGGACAUAGAGAAAAUGUACCGCCAAAUAGAAGUCCACCCUGAAGAUCAGCCGCUGCAACGAAUCCUCUGGCGGAAAACCCCGUCAGACCCCAUCUCUACCUACGAACUACGGACGGUCACGUACGGGACCGCUUCUGCGCCCUAUCUUGCCACCCGCACCCUCAAGCGACUCUCCCAGGAUGAAGGCGAAAUGUUUCCGUUGGCCAAGACUGCUGUGGCCGAAGAUUUUUAUGUUGACGACUUCAUCAGCGGCGCCGAAGAUGUUUCAACUGCUCUCCAAGUUCGCCGACAAACAAGCGCCAUGUUAAGUUCCGCUGGAUUACCAUUGCGGAAGUGGGCGUCCAAUUCGUCAGAAGUGCUGGCGGAAAUUCCUGAGGCUGAGCUUGGAAUUCAGCCAUUCUACGAUCUCUCCGACAACCAGUCGGUAUCCACGCUCGGACUUGUCUGGGAACCUAGCCCCGACAUCCUUCGAUUCAACAUCAAUCUGCCGUUGCCGGCGGCUAUUCUCUCCAGGCGAAUCGUCCUUUCCUACAUCGCCCAAAUCUACGACCCGCUAGGCCUUGUGGGCCCCGUGAUUUCCGCUGCCAAACAAUACAUGCAGCGCCUGUGGUCGUUAACCACGAAGGACGGAAAGCCAUAUUCCUGGGAUCAACCGCUUCCCGAGAAACUGCAGCAAGAGUGGAAGGAGUUCCACGCCACCUUGAACCUUCUACGCGAUAUCCAAGUCCCCCGUUUUGCUUCGGUGGCCGGAGCAACCUGUCUUCAGCUACACUUCUUCUCGGACGCGUCUGAGAAGGCCUACGGCGCGUGUGUAUACGUGCGCUCUGAGGACACCGACGGCAACGUGUUCGUUCAACUUCUAGCGGCCAAAUCGAAGGUCGCCCCGCUGAAAACCCGGCACACCAUCAAUCGUUUGGAGCUCUGCGGAGCACUUCUAUCGACUCAGCUCUACAAAAAGGUAAUUGCUUCCCUGAAAACGAAUGCCGAUGUAUUUUUCUGGGUAGAUUCUACGACGGUGCUUCAAUGGCUGAAGUCGUCGCCCUCCGGGAAGACGUUCGUAGGCAACCGCGUUUCCUCCAUCCAAGAAUCGACGAUUGGUUGCCCCUGGAAUCAUGUUCCGGGAAAGAAUAAUCCGGCCGACGACAUCUCUCGUGGCCUUACCCCGGGCGAGCUUCUCCAUCAAGACCGUUGGUGGACCGGGCCUGAAUGGCUCAAACUCAAAGGUGAAUGCUGGCCAAAUCAACCCGUUGAUGCUGCAUCAUCGUCCAAAGCGUUCGUCGAAGAGCGAAAACAAUGCCUGGUGUCCCUCAAGCCGGUGAACGACCCGUUCAGCGACCUGCUGUUCAGCCGCUACUCCUCGUAUACCCGAUUACGGCGGGUCAUGGCCUAUGUUCUCCGGUACAAACGGGCUCUGCACGCAUCGGCGGCCAGGUCCCGCCCAAGUGGUGCGUGUGCGUCAUCGCCAACGGAUCCCUACGAAGCAUCACCGUACUUGACUGCCAGCGAGUUGCAAGCAGCAGAACGUUCUCUGUGCCGACUUGCUCAGCGUCAAUCGUUCCCUAUGGAGCUAAGUGCUCUGAACAACGGUCAAUCGGUCGACAAAUCGUCUCCCAUGAAGUGGAUCAAGCCCGAAAUCUCCAACGAUGGCCUGAUCCGGGUCGGUGGCCGAAUCCGUUACGCUGAAGCCCCCGAAUCAAUGAAGCACCCCAUAGUCCUCACCAAGAAGCAUCGGUUGGCCUUUCUAUUGGCGGAUCAUCAUCACCAAACCUUGCUGCAUGCGGGGCCGCAGCUAAUGAUGACCACCAUCAAGCAAAAAUUCUGGCUGCUCGGUGGUAGAGAUCUGCUUCGCCAAGUGUACCAUCAGUGCCAUACGUGCUUCCGCCGUAGGCCCUCCCUGAUCCAGCAAGCAACUGCAGACCUACCUAGCGCCAGAGUAAGCCCAUCCCGCCCGUUUGCUGUCUCCGGGGUCGAUUAUUGCGGCCCGGUGUACCUUCGUGCCCCACAUCGAAGAGCAAGUCCUACCAAAGCAUACAUCGCAGUGUUUGUGUGCUUCUCCACCCGCGCCGUGCACUUGGAGCUCGUCGGGGACCUCUCAACGGCGGCAUUCUUGGCUGCCCUCAAACGGUUCGUUGCGCGGCGUGGCAAGGUGUCCGAAAUCCACUCGGACAAUGCCACAAACUACAAGGGAGCCGCCAACGAACUAAAUCAACUCUACAAGCUGCUAAAAUCCGACGAAAGCAGCCGAAAACUCAUAUUUGACUGGUGUGCCAACUCGGAAAUCGCGUGGAAAUUCAUCCCGCCGCGUGCCCCCCACUUUGGCGGCUUAUGGGAGGCGGCGGUAAAAUCCACAAAAAACCACCUCCUCAAAGAAGUCGGCAACACCACUGUUUCGUAUGAAGAAAUGUUGACGCUACUCAACCAGGUCGAAAUGUGUUUGAACUCUCGGCCUAUCACGGAGCUCUCCAACGAUCCUUCUGGUUUGGAGGCCCUCACGCCGGGCCACUUUUUGGUCGGGACGAACCUGCAAGCUAUACCGGAAAAAGACCUCAAGCAAACACCAGACAACAGACUCAACCGGUGGCAACUGGUGCAGAAAAGACUUCAGGCUAUUUGGAAGCGCUGGAGCACCGAAUAUCUGCAGCAACUUCAAGCACGUUCGACGAAGGGCAUCAAAUCAUCGGUCGACAUUCAAGUUGGCAGACUAGUGAUCGUGAAGGACGACAAUCUGCCUCCAGCUCAGUGGCCCCUGGGCCGUAUCACCAGCAUCCACCCUGGACCAGACGGGAUUGUAGGCGUUGUUACACUUCGAACGGCAACAACCAACAGCAUGACGCGUCCAGUCGCCAAGUUGGCCUUCCUGCCGAUGCCAGCAGACGACGUCGAGGACAGAGCAGAUGCAGAUAAGUGA